Cygnus olor (mute swan) is the source of this 768-nucleotide messenger RNA. Its product is annotated as putative trypsin-6. The record is from RefSeq and is a predicted model, not a curated record. Gene Ontology annotation, biological process: proteolysis. The transcript has 5 exons. Bases 1 to 768 code for a protein of 255 amino acids. Gene Ontology annotation, molecular function: serine-type endopeptidase activity. Lineage: Eukaryota; Metazoa; Chordata; Aves; Anseriformes; Anatidae.
AUGGCGUCUCCUCGCCUCUUCUUCCUCCUCCUCUUCCUCCAGGCGCUGGUGGCCCCCGCUCGGCCUCGGGACGAGCGGAUCCUGGGGGGCAGCGAGUGUCCCCCCCGGGCCCACCCCGGCCUCGUCUUGCUCUUCUACUUCGACCAGCACCAGUGCGGGGGGGCCCUGCUCAGCACCGAGUGGGUGCUCACGGCCGCCCACUGCCUGACCAGCCACAUCCAGGUGCGGGCAGGGUCCCACAGCUUGGAGACCCUGACGGGACAGGAGCAGUACGCAGUGGCCACGAAGGUGGUGGUCCACCCUGGCUUCAGCGACCAGGAGGGGGACGGCAGCUACGCCGACGACCUCAUGCUGCUGCGCAUUCAGCCCGCCCUGACCAUCACGUGCUACGUCCAGCCCCUGGCCCUGCCCAGCGCCCCCCCGGCCCCCGGCACCAACUGCACCGUCAUGGGCUGGGGGACCACCACCAGCCCUGAGGUGACCUACCCUGACACCCCCCAGUGCGUGAACGUCACCGUGGUGAGUGACAGCCGGUGCCAGGAGAUCUACGGCAGCAAAGUCACCGAGGACAUGCUGUGCGCCGGUGUGGCCGCGGGGGGCAAGGACUCCUGCCAGGGUGACUCGGGGGGACCCCUCAUAUGCAACGGGGUGCUGCAAGGCAUCGUCUCCUGGGGCGACCACCCCUGCGGGCAGGCGGGGAGGCCAGGGGUCUACAGCCGGGUCUACAACUACCUCGACUGGAUCAGGGAGACCAUGGCGGAGGACUGA